CUCCCAGUCACGCUCUCUCCUCCCCCCUCCUCCCCAAGCAAGGACGGCGAGACUGCGGCUGAGCGGGCGCGCUUCUCUGCUGCGGCGACGCGGACGGCCCGACUAGCUUCGCCUGUCCCUGCCCGGGCGAGACCCCCGCCUGCCUCCCGUGCCGCCCCCAUCGCCCGCCCAGCCCCACACCAUGAUCCCGCCGCGGGAGCCGAUGCCCGGCCGCGCGCGAGCAGCGCGGGGCAGCGCGAGGAUGGGAGCGGGGGGGCAGACUCUGUGAGGCCGGCGCUCCCGGCUCCUUCGCCCCCCGAGCCCCGUCGCAGGCAGCAUACCGCUGCUCACCCCGCCGCCGGCAGCCCUCCAGCGAGCCACAGGCCCUGACUGCCAAAAUGUUGAUCAAGGAAUAUCACAUUCUGCUGCCCAUGAGCCUGACAGAGUACCAAGUGGCUCAGCUCUACAUGAUUCAGAAGAAGAGCCGUGAGGAGUCGAGCGGCGAGGGCAGUGGGGUGGAGAUCCUGUCCAACCGGCCCUACAGCGAUGGCCCAGGCGGCAGCGGUCAGUAUACACACAAGAUCUACCAUGUGGGCUCUCACAUCCCUAGCUGGUUCCGUGCCCUCCUACCCAAGGCAGCUCUGCAGGUGGAGGAAGAGUCCUGGAAUGCCUAUCCCUACACGCGCACCAGAUACACCUGCCCCUUUGUGGAGAAGUUUUCUAUUGAGAUUGAGACCUAUUACCGACCAGACGCUGGGAAACAGAACAAUGUCUUCAACCUGAGUGCUGUGGAGCGCAGGCAAAGGAUUCUGGACACAAUUGACAUUGUGCGGGACCCCAUCUCACCCGGCGAAUACAAGGCGGAGGAAGACCCACGGCUUUACCACUCAGCCAAAACAGGACGUGGGCCUCUGGGAGAUGACUGGCUGGAGAAUGCAGCCGCGGGAUCCCUCAUGUGUGCCUACAAGCUUUGCAAGGUGGAGUUUCGCUACUGGGGCAUGCAGUCCAAGAUUGAGCAGUUCAUCCACGAUGUAGGUCUGCGGAAGGUGAUGCUCCGGGCCCACCGCCAGGCCUGGUGCUGGCAGGAUGAAUGGAUAGAUCUCACCAUGGACGACAUCCGGAGGCUGGAGGAAGAGACGGCACUCAUGCUGGCUCAGAAAAUGGCCAAGUGCAUCGAGCCCGACACAGGGCCUGCAGUGCCCAGCCCUGAGAGCCCGGCUGAGCUGGGUGGCUGCGAGAAGCAGGAUCGUGUCGACAACCUAAGGGCUCCGGAUUCCUCUCCAGAUGAUCCAUUUGCCAAGCAGUGGUCGUCGUCUUCUCGGUCAUCGUAUUCUUCUCAGCAUGCUGCUGGAGUAUCUCCUCACAGCUUAUCAGAGUGGCGGAUGCAAAAUAUUGCACGGGAUUCUGAAAACAGCUCUGAAGAGGAAUUCUUUGAUGCUCAUGAAGACUUCUCCGACAGUGAUGAUGUUUUUGCCAAGGAAAUCACCAAGUGGAACUCAAAUGACUUUCUCGACACUCUAGAGCGACCCAUUGAGCCAGAUGAUGUUCUUGUUGAUGCUGUGGCUGCCAAGCCAGACAGUGAUGGUGUCGUGGCACCUGGCCCACCAGAGGCUGGCUCAGAAGGCAACUCCGGGACAUGCCGUAUCCAUGCGCUUUUCCUGAUCCUCCACAGCGGCAACAUCCUGGACCAGGGCGUGGGAGAGCCGGGCUCCAAACAGGCCGAUGUGCACACGCUCAGCGCCACCUUGGACACAGUCACCCGCUUACACUUCCCCGAGGCACUGGGGCACAUUGCGCUGCGCCUGGUGCCUUGCCCGCCUAUCUGUGCUGCUGCCUACGCCCUCGUCUCUAAACUCAGCCCCUACAGUCAUGAUGGCGACAGUCUGUCCAGUAGCCAGGACCACAUUCCAUUGGCCGCUUUGCCUCUCCUGGCCACCUCCUCAGGCAGCUACCAGAAUGCCGUCGCAACCGUCAUUUCCCGUACCAACCAGGCCUAUGCCAAUUUCAUCCGCUCUCCUGAUGGUGCAGGCUUCUGUGGCCAGGUGCUGCUGAUUGGGGAUUGUGUUGGUGGAAUCCUGGCCUUCGAUGCCCUCUGCCAUAGUCGUGCUGGUGGGUCAGGGAGUCGUGGGAGCAGUCGCCGUGGCAGCAUGAGUACUGAGCUGCUUUCUCCAGAGACUUCUGUUGUGCGAGACCCCCUGCUUGAGAGGGCAGAAGUGUGUGGGGUGGGCCGCGCCAGUCCUGAGCCCGGGGCACUUCCCUCCAUCCAGAAACCCAGUGACAACGUGACGCAGGAGGGCGAUUCCUCACAACAACAACAACAGCAGUUCUUGACCAGCCUGCAGGCUAGCAUGCCUGCCUCGGAGGCAGAAGGAGACCCUCGACGUAGCAGCAACUCGUCAUCCUCGAUGAUAGAGACCUUUGAGGGGCCAAGCACGGUUGGGAAGCUGGAGUUCAAGGUGUCUGGUUUCUUCUUAUUUGGCUCACCCCUGGGGCUGGUUCUUGCACUCCGCAAGACGGUGAUGCCGGCACUGGACGUGGCCCAGAUGCACCCAGCCUGCGAGCAGGUCUACAACUUGUUUCACGCGGCUGACCCCUGCGCCUCGCGCCUGGAGCCUCUGCUGGCCCGCCAGUUCCACGCCGUGCCUCCCUUUGGCAUACCCCGUUACCAGAAAUAUCCUCUGGGAGACGGAUCGUCCACGUCACUGGCUGAGGCCUUGCAGAGUCACUCUUCCCUCUUCAUGGAUGAAUUAGACCUUGUGACACCGCCCACUCCAACUAGUGCUUUUGGGGGUUUCUGGAAAGGGAAUGAGGCAACCACGUGUGAGACUACUAUAACCAGCACCAAUGAAGUUGUGAAGAUUCUGGAUCGUUGGUGGGGUGCUAAACGCAUUGACUACUCUCUCUAUUGCCCCGAGGCAUUGACGGCCUUCCCCACCAUCACCCUCCCUCACCUUUUCCAUGCCAGCUAUUGGGAAAGUGCCGAUGUGGCGGCUUUCAUCCUGCGCCAGGUGAUUGAGACAGAGCAGCCCCAAGUGACAGAGAAUGAGGAGAGUUCCAUCUACAGCCCAGCAUUUCCUCGUGAAAAGUGGCAGCGGAAACGAACACAAGUGAAGAUCCGGAAUGUGACAGCAAACCACCGCGCCAGUGAUGUCAUCGUGUGUGAGGGGCGACCCCAGGUCUUCAGCGGGCGCUUCAUGUAUGGCCCGCUGGAUGUGGUGACACUGACUGGGGAGAAGGUGGAUAUCUACAUCAUGGCACAGCCACUGUCAGGAAAAUGGGUGCACUAUGGCACAGAGGUGACAAGUGGGAGUGGCAGACUCUCCUAUACCCUCCCUGAGGAGAAGAUGCUGGGCAUUGGCAUGUACCCUGUCCGAAUGGUAGUGAGGGGUGACCACACCUAUGCCGAGUGCUUCCUAACUGUGGUAGCAAAGUCCACACCUUGUGUUGUUUUUAGUAUUGAUGGCUCCUUCACGGCCAGUGUCUCUAUUAUGGGCAGCGACCCCAAGGUGCGCGCUGGUGCUGUUGAUGUAGUAAGGCAUUGGCAGGACUCCGGUUACAUGAUCAUCUACGUGACGGGGCGUCCAGACAUGCAAAAGCACCGUGUGGUGGCCUGGCUUACCCAGCAUAACUUCCCCCAUGGGGCUGUCUCUUUCUGUGACGGCCUCACACAUGACCCUCUUCGACAGAAGGCUGCCUUUCUACAGGGCCUUCAGCAGGAGGCAGAGGUGACUAUAGUGGCUGGCUAUGGAUCCACCAAGGAUAUUUCAGUCUACAGUUCUCUAGGGCUUCCCGCAUCUCAAAUCUACAUUGUGGGCCGGGCUGUGAAAAAACUGCAAAGCCAGUGCCAGUUCCUGUCAGACGGCUACGUGGCACACCUGGCACAGCUGGAAGCGUCAUCUCUUGCCCACUCGCCGAAGGGAACGACAAGGCCCACGCUGGGCAAAGGCAGCUACGGCUGCCCUGCUCCCGUCGACUUCCUGCGCAAGCAGAGCCAGCUGCUGCGUUCGAGGGGGCAGAGUCAGGCCGAGCGAGAGGGGCAAGGGAACGCCCAGCCCCGAGCCAAGACGCGCAGCGUUAGCCUGAAGUUGGAGAGUGAGGAGUGAGCCCGCCGUGGGGUAGUCUCUGCAUUUUCUGACUCGCAGUGGCUGGUGCCAGGGCUGGGCCUGUGGGAGGCCACGGUUGUGAGAGAAAGGGGCCAAGAAUACUAGGUAUGGUUGGUCAGGGGGAAGAGUGAGAGAGGGGGCUCUGCCCAGCAGAGGCCGCAAGCUGGCAUACAGUGCCACAAGGAUACGGAGGAGAGAACUUCUAUAUAAUCCCAGAGAUUGCUUCCAUUCCCAUUAGUUCCAACUCCUGUCUGUUCUGUUUUGUGGUCUCUUCUGACCUGCAGUUCAGCCAGUGUCCCUCAAGUCAUACCCUCUGGGGAUUAUGGGGUGGGAGGGGGGGGGAAAGGGACAAAUGGGGGUGGGGAUGUUCAUAUUACCCUGACUUAAAAGUGUGCUACGUUGCUUGUGAAUUGAUUGUUCACAUUCCUCCCCCUUUUCAAAUUAUUGAGGUCUGGGAUAUAUAGUAUUCCACUCUCCCCAUUUGAUGCCACGUGAGGCAGUAGUGGGUCCAGCCCCAACCAUCUCCCAGGUCUUCCUAUAUCCCUCUGUGGCUAAGGUUAGGGUGGGUGGUUAGGGAAAUAUAUACAUCAGGGAUCCCAGCUGCCCCUUUCCUGCAGAGGUUGAGCGCCUUGCUCCAGUCCCUAGUGCCGUUUCUCAGUCCAAUCCUGCCUGUGCCCCGGUCUUUGGGUGUCUGCAUGAUACUGCCCUCCUGUGCAUGUAUUGUGUCCAGUGUGAGAGCACAGGAUAGCCAUGAAUAAGGAUGAAUCCAUACUUCCUUUCUGACAAAGGAGGGCUUGGUAUUUAUUUCAUUGUGUCAGAAUUGCCGGGAAGUCGAAUCCUGUUUUGGAGGAUUUGUGGGGGUUUUACAUUUAUCUUUAAAUGUGUUAUAAAACUGAACAAAUAAAAUAAAAUCAAAAA
This is a messenger RNA of Podarcis raffonei (Aeolian wall lizard), 5000 nucleotides long. RefSeq names its product phosphatidylinositol transfer protein membrane associated 1 (gene PITPNM1). Gene Ontology annotation, molecular function: phosphatidylinositol transfer activity; phosphatidylinositol binding; phosphatidylcholine intramembrane carrier activity. The record is from RefSeq and is a predicted model, not a curated record. Gene Ontology annotation, biological process: phospholipid transport. Lineage: Eukaryota; Metazoa; Chordata; Lepidosauria; Squamata; Lacertidae. The transcript is spliced from 24 exons. Gene Ontology annotation, cellular component: cytoplasm. Bases 378 to 4082 code for a protein of 1234 amino acids.